ACGCGCUCCCACUCGGGAGAAGUUUGCGGAGAAGUGUAACUGAGUUGAAGUUUAGCUACUCGGAUGCUGCUGUUGCCUCUUAUUCCCAAAAUAGCCUCCAUCUUUAAUUUUGUAUUUCUCUGUGCUUAAAAACGUGCUGCUGUCAAACUUUCGUUGACAUGGAUUUGUUGCACCGACGACGGACGGACUGAAGCGGGUUGGGGAAUCAGCCACCCACCAGCGAGCUACGACGACACGGACCCCAUUGCAAUAACUUUUAAAACAAGUUGUCAGUAACUUGUUGUUGUUUUUGUGGAGCUAAAGACAUGCAUAAGUUCAAUUCCACCGGUACCCACGGCACCACGCUGCCCCGGGACGCGGAGCUCCAGCUGCGGUUAGCUGACGCCGGAGGGGCCGGGGACGGAAUGGAGAACGGCGGGGGGAAGCACUUCCUCCCCCAGUCCGAGGAGGAGAGCUCGUUUUGCACCAAGAGGAAGAUGCUUGUCGGGUUGGAUGUAAUAUGCCUUUGUGUCGCCUCCAUCCCAUUCUUUGCGUGUGAGUUGAAGGCAGUGACUCCGUACCAGCGAGGCUUCUUCUGUGGAGACUCCAGCAUCACCUACCCCUACAAGCCGAGGGAGGCCAUCCCUGACGCCCUGCUCAUCGCUGGUGGUAUAGCCAUCACCGGUCUAACGAUAGCUCUGGGCGAAUGCUACCGGGUGCGCUACCGAGGUGUUCACUCCCGGGCUUUUGUCCGAAACUGCUAUGUGUCGUGUCUCUACAAGGAGCUGGGGAGCUUCCUGUUUGGUUGCUGUGUGGGUCAGUCCCUCACCAAUAUGGCCAAGCUAAGUGUGGGCCGCCUGCGACCAAACUUCCUGGAUGUCUGUAAGGUCACCUACGCGUCCAUCAACUGCACUCUGGGCAGCUAUGUGCCCAAGGUCUCCUGCCAGCAGCCUAAUGAGAAGAUGGUGGAGGAAGCGAGGAAGUCUUUUUUUUCCGGCCAUGCUUCCUUUGCAAUGUACACCAUGCUCUACUUGGCAUUCUACCUGCAGGCGCGGUUGUCGUGGCGAGGAGCGAGGCUGCUGCGCCCACUGAUACAGUUCCUCUUAGUGAUGAUCGCCAUCUACACCGGCCUGAGCCGCAUCUCCGACUACCGCCACCACCCAACGGACGUCCUCACGGGCUUCAUCCAAGGAGGGCUCACUGCAUACUGGGUGGCCUUCUACAUCUCCUCCAUGUUUAAGCCCUGCACCGGUCCAGACAUGUCUCCCACAAGCUUGUCCCUGGAGAGUCCACUGUCCAGCCAACAGACUGUUUGUUAGCGGGCACACACAAUCAUUCCAGGAGAGGGGAGAUAAGAGAAGACGGCCGAGGGAGUCAGAUAGCACAGGUGAGGAGCAGAGAGAAGGUUUCUGAGAACGGGAAUCAUUCUCAGAGAAGGAUAUGAUAAGAGAGUACAGCCUAACACAUUGCUUCCUCUUUUGGGGCAUACUGACACAUACUGUACCUUCACACAGUAAUCUAAUGUUCACACACUCACACAAUGUGAAAUACAAGAAGCACAUUUGACUGUUAGUCAAACCCGUCCAGUGAAAAGAACUGCAUUAUAUGAUAUUUUUUUAUAUAUAUAUGAGAAAAGAAAGAAAAAAAAGUCUAUUUUUCAAGAUGAUUUUUUUAGAAGCUGCUAAUGUUGAUAGUUUUGGAUGCUGGUGAUGGAGGCAGUGGCUCAGUGCAGUGAGUGAGCUUUCAAAGCAGAACUGGUGACUCGUGGGACAGAGUGAGGAGAGAGCACCAGCCUCCUCUUUGUGAUUGAUCUCGUGUUCACCUUGGAAAACAUCAGCCAACAGCUGUGAACUGAGACCAUGAGUCCUCAGAUGUAAAGGCAGCUCUGUACCAAGUGAUACGGAACAAGCGCCGGCUUCAACUUCCAACCAUCUGCACCUGCUGUUGUGCCACUGCCCUCCAUCGCUACGACGAUAACCUGAACGUAAGCAAAGAAGAAGAAAAAAACACAGUAUUUGAACUGUAAUACAAUGUUAUCUUUCUUUUUGUGUAACCAAAGUAGUGAUGGUUAGGAAUCUGACCGAGUAACUUCCCUUUCUCACACUACCAUCUUUCUGUACUAACCACUUUGACUGUGUCUUAGAGGUGGAGGUUUGACUGAAUUUUAUAACCUUUGACCUUUACCCCCAGACUUCAAUCUCUGAGCUGCACCUUGAUUUAUGCCACUCUGACAGGAGGGCCGACGUGGCGACCCUCCUGUGCAUCUUUAUUAAUAGCACUUGAACGUACAUAACGGAACUUUCUCAUUAUAAUCAAUAUUAUAUAUUUUAUCACACGUUUGAAUAAUCAGUGUUUAUUUUUGUUUAUCUAAGACUCAUACACUAUGUUUGUUUUUGCUACUUUUUCAUUUUAAUUAUUCAAAUUGAAUGUAAAUAGCCAUGUCAUUUUAUAAACCAUACAGAAUUUCAAAAGUAUUAGUUCCAGUUUUGGACAGAUUUUUCAUGUUUAUUAAGUGUUUGUAUUUACGUUUGUGUUCAUCAGGUACGGAGAGUUACUAUUGUAUCUGUUGUAACUACUAGACUGAGCCACAGAUAUUAUCAGAAAGCUAUAUUUGAUGUGUUGUCAGUUAUUGGUAUUUGUUUGUUUUGUCUGUGAAUGCCAGAAAGGCAGAAAUAACCACUGUAUUCAAAAAAACCAAACCAAUAAAAUGAAUGUUGAAUGUU
Molecule: messenger RNA, 2702 nt
Organism: Pseudoliparis swirei
Lineage: Eukaryota; Metazoa; Chordata; Actinopteri; Perciformes; Liparidae
Gene: ppap2d
Product: phosphatidic acid phosphatase type 2D
Exons: 6
Coding region: 306-1298 (330 amino acids)
Biological process (GO): signal transduction; phospholipid metabolic process; phospholipid dephosphorylation
Molecular function (GO): phosphatidate phosphatase activity
Source: RefSeq, a predicted model, not a curated record